GUCGCAGUGCGGCAGGAAGUUGCGUAUACGACGCGUACGCCUUGCCAUAAAAGUAAAUUCAAGUGCGCGCCUUUUUGAAAUUUCCCGCUUUCUUCUUCGAAGGUGUUAAUUAGUUGAAAUUUAAUUAAUCGCAAGGCGUCGCAUUUUAUCAAGUAAAUUACUUUAAUGUGAAUUCCUGUGGGUGCCUCCGGAUUUCUUAAUACCAAAAUUUUCGGUCUUCGGUGCUCGGUCUCUCGGCUUGUACUCUCAAUUAGGCGCACAAAUUGCGUGUAAAAGUGGCAAAAAAAAGGGGCAACCCAAAAAUUGAUUAAGUGAAUUUCGAGCAAAGUGAAUUUCAAAUGAAUUUAACGUGAAUCUGCGAAUUGAAAUGCAAUCAAUAAAAUUCAAUAAAUGCCAAAAUGAAUUUUAACCCAACGAAUCUCUGGAGAACAGGUCCAAAUCCAAAUCAUGUAAUAGACAACAUCCUUGGUGGCUUCAGCCUCAGCCUCAGCCCCAGCUCGACGCCCCAGUGCGGCAUUUGGCAAAUUGACAACAGCUUAAAACGAUUUGCGGCACCUUAAAGCCCAGCAAAUACUCUCAAAAUUCGAGGAUUCUCAACUGCCAGGCUGCUAGCCUGUCUGUUGGUGGCACAACAACAAAAAUUAAAAAAAAAAAUUCAGCAAAAAACUCACACUUGACAAGCUACAAAAAAGAUAAAAAAAAAAAGAAAGAGAAAAUAGAGGCAGCAGUGAGUCAAACGGGACAACACGAUGAAUGCUGAGCAGGAGGAGGAACGAAUCUGCCUCAGAAACGAGGAGGAGGAACAGGAGCAGGAGCAGGAACAGGAGCGCAACAUGGAUGACGACGACGACAAGCUGGUAUCCGAUGAGGUGCAUCUGCGGCAGUUGAGCGCGACGCCCAGCUCGGCGUUACAGCAGCGACGUUGUCAAGCAAACAAUGCGACACAUUCCGCGCCGCCUGAGCUCACACAGCGCACUCCAGAGAAGCAGCAGAAGGAGUCGGAGAAGGACCAAAAGGAAGAGGAGGAGGAGGAGCAAGGCGUGGUGCUGCGGCGUGCCGUCGACAAGGGUGCCAUUACCUUGGCACAAAUCGACGACCUAAGGCUGGAGAGCGACGACGACGACGGCGACUGCGACGAUGACGUUGAUAGCGAUGGUGAGGAUGACGUGGACUAUGCGGCCAAUGGCCCCGGACUGAGCAAUCCCGCUGCGCAGACCACAAACGAUGAGCAGCAGAUUACGGCCACAACAAGUCCAACUAAAGCGACGUCUGCCGCCGAGCAGGCAGGAGCCGCAACCACAACACCGACUUCGACAGCGACAUCGAUACCAGCAACAACAGCUGCGACAGUGACAGCGACAGCGACUCCAAUGCUGGCUUUAACCAUUGCGCCGGACAUGUCGAAAAUACCACGACUUCCAGGCGACGGCGCCCAGAUGGAUGACAGCGGCGAUCUGCCGCAUUCGCUGCGUGCCUCCACAGCAUCAAUUUUGUCCAAUUUGCGCAAGAAACAGCAGGCCAUGCUCAACGCUGGCAUCGGCAUCGACCGUGGCAAUGGCCAUGGCCAUGGCAAUGGCAAUGGCAAUGGAGGUGGCUCUGGUGGCUUGGCCAAACAGACGCCGAGACGCGUGCAAUCCGUGCGAAUUGUGGAGGCCAAAGCCGGCUAUGGACCAAAGCGACGCACCGAAAGCUGCAGCAUAUUUGGCAACAGCAAUUUUGACUAUGAACUGGAAUCGGGUCAAUCCAUAGCAAGUAUUGCAGGACCGCAGCGACCAUUGACCAACGAAACAUAUUCGGCAUUUAAGAGUGGCAACGUGGUCAAAGGCAUUCUCUGCCCAUCGCUGACCAACUCCUUCAAGCAGAGCUCGCUGGAGAGAAGCUAUCUAACCUACACGCAUCGACAGCGUCAGAAAUCGCUGAUCAUUGUGAAUGUUGUGGACUUUGUGCUAAAGAUUGUGAUGGCCCUGAUAUGGAUGCUGCAGCCCAGAGAGAAUCGUCUAGAUGCAACUAGCUCGGCGGAUGCGGCGAGCACAGCGACGGCAAUAACUUGGUCCGUUUGCUGUGGCAUUGCCAAUUUGGCCAUUUGCUUUUUGGGCUAUUGGCGUUGCUUUGCCAACAAUUAUUUACACUGGGCGGCCGUCUGCACUUGGGUGCUCUUCAAUAUACAAGGAUUCAUCAGCGAAGGCGUUGGCUUCGAGAAUCGUGAGUACCUGGUCUGGUACAUUUUGUUUGUCAUCUUUGUGCCCUACGCCAUGCUGCCACUGCCCCUCAAAUGGUGCGUUUUCGGUGGCACAAUCACUGCCAGCUGCCACCUGGCCGUAAUUACCAUCAACAAACUGCAGGACAAGCAGACUCCCAUGGACCCCAAUUGUGUUUUGUUCCAAAUCAUUGCCAAUUUCGUGUUGUACACGGCCAUCAAUGUGGCUGGCAUGUACACCAAAUAUCUGACUGAUCGUGGUCAGCGUUUGGCCUUCAUUGAGACCCACAAGGCCAUGGAGCACAAGAAAGAGUCCGAAAAGGAACUGCAACGCACCCAAAAGCUACUCGAUUCAAUUUUGCCCAACAUAGUGAAUAAUCAAAUACGCAGCGAAAUGUACAAAGGCACGGAUCCAACGGUUGAAACGCAGUUUAACAAAUUAUACGUGUAUCCCAUGGACAAUGUCAGCAUAUUGUUUGCCGACAUCAAGGGAUUCACUGAAUUGGCCAGCAAAACAUCGGCGCAGCAGUUGGUGAAAAUAUUAAACGACCUUUUUGCGCGUUUCGAUCGCAUUGCCGAGGACAAUCAUUGUCUGCGAGUGAAACUGCUGGGCGAUUGCUAUUACUGUGUGUCGCAGUUCGAAAGUGACAACUGGAAGACACGGCCGGAUCAUGCGGUCUGCAGCGUUGAAACUGGCCUCCAUAUGAUAAAGGCUAUCAAGGAUGUGCGCCUGCAUACGCACGUUGACCUCAACAUGCGCAUCGGCAUCCACAGUGGCUCGGUGAUGUGCGGCGUUCUGGGCAACAAGAAAUGGCAUUUUGACGUCUGGUCUAAUGAUGUUAUCAUUGCGAAUCACAUGGAAUCCGGCGGCAUACCCGGACGCGUGCACAUCUCGGAGGCGACACUCAACUGUCUGAAUGAUGCCUACGAAGUGGAACCGGGCAACGGUGGCAGUCGGGAUAAUCAUCUCAAUAAGCUCAACGUGACAACCUAUUUGAUCAAGCGCACUGAACCUUUGCGACCGAAACGACGCUUUGGCACUCGCAGCAGCGCUCAUCAGAGCAGCAGCAUUGCCACCGCGGCCACAGCUCCAGUUCCCGCUACGGGAGUGCUGCCCAAAUCAAUCUCAGCCAGCGGCAGCGGCAACGAUUGCAGCAUGGGCAGCACCACAGCUGUGGGUGGAGUCAACGGUGGCGGUGGUGGCGGUGACGGUGGCAGCAUCGAUGGACGCAGUCUAGAGUAUGCCACCGCUUUGGCCAUGGCCACACAGCAACCCGCUCAGCUGUUGCAGCAGCAGCAGAAGAAGAACAUCUCGCUCAACUCGUUGCCCAAUGUGGUCGAAGGCGUCGCCUUGGAGAAUCGUCGACUGCGAAAUGGCGGAGCUGUGGGAGCUGGUGGUGCUGGCAUUGCUGGUGGAGCUGGAGCACCUACAGCCGGUUUGUCCACGGUUUCGUCGCCCACGGCCAUGAUGUCGGCACCGUUGGAACAACAGCUGAGGCCACGCAAUGGGGCCAGCGUACAAAAUCUGACGGAGGACAUCAAUGCUAAGGGUUUGAUCAUCGAGGACGAGAGCACUACGGACUGGAUAGCCGAGAUACCUUUCAGGAAUCUUAACAGCCCAGAGGAACUUUUAAAUCGCACUGAUUCCAUAUUAGUUGAUCCCAAGCAGGAUCAUCGCGUCUCCGUUACAGUGUUGGACGAAGAAAUUGAUGAGUUCAUUGAGCAGAACAUACAGAUAAAUUCGAAUAAGGAAAUACGGCGAGAGUAUUUAAAUGCCUGGACACUGAAAUUUAUUGACAAAAGUCAGGAGCUGAAAUAUUGUCAGCUGCGUGAGGACAUGUUUCGCUCGAAUAUGUUGUGUGUAUUUGUCAUUUGGAUAUUUAUGGUGUUGUGCCAGGUAAUUAUCAUACCACGCUGCACCACAGUCAUCAUUUGCCUGGCCGUGGGCACUUUGGUGCUCACCUUUUGCUGUGUGUUGGUGAUGGCCGAAGAGUUCCCGGGUCUACCCAGCUGUUUGAAGAUCAACUCCGCCAAGCUGGUGCAUCAGCGGCGACGUCGCACGCUCUUCAUUUGCGGCGUCAUCGUUUCCAUGUGCAUGCUCAGCGCCAUUGGCUUGAUGCUCUGCCCCACAACCACUUACAAUGGCACCACCGAAGUCUAUACUAAUUUCUCGGCCUCGACCAGCAAACGAGACUUGACACUGAGUCUAUCGAAAACCAUACAAACGAAUCUUACCAUCACCACGCCAGCAAGUGGACAAUCUUCGGCUGUCUCUUUGCUCUCGCAAUACAAUGAGAGCAUUCACAAUGCCUCCGGUGAAGUUGUGCUUCGCAGGCUGGAAUCCUUUGAGGAAUCGCUUCGCUCGCUGGCCCUGAGUCAAUACACUGGCGGUGCUCUGCAUUCCUACAUUGAGGAUGAGAAGGGAUGUGUGCAUCAGGAGUACAUCGUCUUCACUUGGGUGCUUUGUCUCGUCUCGCUGGCCACAGCGCUGAAGCUUUACUAUCUGGUUAAAGCGAUUAUGGCAUUGGGCAUGGUUGCUUUCUACACCUCACUAAUCUUUAUUAGAUUUCGAUUUGAGGAAAGUUUCAGUUUGCUCAACCUAAAGGAUCGUGGCAUGCCGUUGGGUGUGCAAAUGAUCAUACUACUGAUAACGUUUCUUAUUAUGGUCUGUUAUCAUGCUCGACUCGUGGAGGUUACCUCACGCCUGGACUUUAUUUGGAAGGAACAAGCUGAGCGUGAACUGACCAACAUGAAAUCGAAUCGUGCUCUUAAUGACACAUUAAUUAAGAACGUAUUGCCCGACCAUGUGGCUGCCUAUUACCUGUCCGACGAGCACACAGAUGAACUCUAUUCAAAGAUGCAUAAUCUGUGCGGCGUUAUGUUCGCCUCCAUACCCAACUUCCAGGACUUUUACUCCGAGGACAUUGACAAUGGCAAGGCGUGCAUACGAAUUCUAAAUGAGAUUAUCUGUGACUUUGAUGAAUUGCUGGAGGAGCCACGAUUUGCUUCGGUGGAAAAAAUCAAAACCGUUGGCGCGACUUACAUGGCUGCAGCUGGACUCAAUCACGAGCAUUUGCGUGCUAGGGGCGAGACCUCAGAGGACAGCGUCUGUGAUCUGGUUGAGUUUGCGUUUGCCAUGAAGAAAAAGCUGGAGGAGAUUAACGGCGAUGCCUUUAACAAUUUCCAACUGCGUGUCGGCAUCUGCAGUGGACCUUUGGUUAGUGGCGUCAUUGGAGCUCGCAAACCUGUCUACGACAUUUGGGGCAACACGGUGAAUGUUGCCUCACGCAUGGACUCCACCGGAGAGAACUGGCGCGUCCAGGUGCCCGACAAUACAGCCGAGUUGCUCUGCUCACGUGGCUACACUUGUGUGAAACGCGGUGAAAUCAAUGUGAAGGGCAAGGGCAUGAUGACAACAUUCUAUGUGCAUCCCAAGGGCAUCUCGGACAGCCAACUGAUCUCACCCGUACGCAUGCCAGCGGGCAUUCCACUUGCUCCCACUCCAAAUCUGCAGCGACAAACAUCGCAUCACGGCUCCUUCAGUGCUGUUGUCUUUGGCAUGAUGCAGGCGACCAAGCGCAGCACAGCUAUUCCAGGCACACCCACCGGCACACCUUCGCCGCAAAUACGUCGUGGACAUCGCGGCAGCACCUUCAGCUCCGUGCGUCUUUCCCAAAAGUCCACCACAGUAAAUCCAGUGCGACGGAACACGACGCGAGUGCGAGCACGUUCCUAUCGCCAAAAGAAGAGUUCCUCGAACAAUUCGAUUGUCACACAGGCGAGUUCGACAUAUAUGCCAUCGUUUCGACGCAUCGAUCAGAUCGAAACAACCAUAUCCAAGAGUCACAACGACGCUUUAUAGCCUACGACGCGCAAUAAUUGGGUUUAAGCGCAUCUCUGCAUCCACGUAUAUGUAUUAGUAAAUGUUUUGUGUGUGUGUGUAUUAGUGUGCUUUUGGCUCAACACACGACGAUUGCUCGGAGCUUUUAAAGCUUCAGUGUGCGUGUGUCGUGUCGAUGUGCAAAGCUGGCAGAAUUUAUUUUUGGAACGAUUUUAUGAUUCGCAGAUUCAAUUAUUCAAAAAACUAGAGAACAAAUCUAAUUAAAUCGUAGUCUAUAAAGUAGUUGGUAGCAAUUGGCACUGAGAUUACUUACUAAGUUCUUAAGCCAAUUAUUAAAUGUAAUUUAUAUAUAUAUAGUAAAUGUGCUAACGUAUUUCUUUUUUCACAUCUCAGCACAGUUCUAGUCGUUUGAAAUUAGAGAAAUAAGUUAAUGAGAUAUGCCAAUUGGUUUAGUUUACAAUAUAUGUAUGUGUGUAUGUUUGUGUGUAUAUGAAUGUUAACUAUAUGUGUUUAUGCAGUUUUAAAUCUGAAUUACUAUAACUCAACGACUCUGCAAAACUCUAGCCACUAAAGUCUAUUAAAUAAUAAUAUAUCUACUAACAUUUCAAUUUAGCAUAACUUUGAUUAGCUUUAACAUUUCUAUUAAUCAACAAUGGAAAAACAUUUUUAAAUGGCUGUACAAAUAUUUUCACAGGUCUUCAUUAUGUCAAAUAUUUUGUAUAUAGAGCAUUAAUUUAAACAAUUUAAAAAAAAAAAUCAAAGUCCACACUAAAGCCAUCUUGUAGUGAGUUUAUAUGUACAAGUCCAAGAAAUUUGUAGAUAAUCGAACCUAAAUACAAUAUUAAAUAUAUUUACAAGUGUAUAAAUCUAUUAUCAACCCACAGCCAAAAAGGACAAACCAAAUAACAUACAUAACAAAAAUAUAUAUAUUCUAUGUAUUGUAUGCACAAUAUUGUAAUUUAAUAAAAG
Molecule: messenger RNA, 7007 nt
Organism: Drosophila nasuta
Lineage: Eukaryota; Metazoa; Arthropoda; Insecta; Diptera; Drosophilidae
Gene: Ac78C
Product: adenylyl cyclase 78C
Biological process (GO): cAMP biosynthetic process; adenylate cyclase-activating G protein-coupled receptor signaling pathway; intracellular signal transduction
Cellular component (GO): plasma membrane
Molecular function (GO): adenylate cyclase activity
Source: RefSeq, a predicted model, not a curated record